GAGGAUGAGAGAUGGCAAUAGAAAACAAACCUGGGGACGGAUUUGACACCGUUUUCGGUCAAAACGACUCCUUAGAGCUGUCUUCCCACCACGAUUAUGAGUCUGCACAAGCUCGCAUUUUCAAGAUAAUAGUCAUCGGAGACUCAAAUGUGGGGAAGACGUGUUUGACUUACCGGUUCUGCGGGGGCACUUUCCUGAAGAACCCGGAGGCAACGAUCGGGGUCGAUUUCAGAGAGAGGACGCUGGAGCUCGAUGGGGAGACUAUCAAGUUGCAGAUCUGGGACACGGCAGGCCAGGAGCGAUUCAGGAAGAGCAUGGUGGAGCACUAUUACCGCAGCGUCCAUGCCGUCAUCUUCGUGUACGACGUGACCAGCCUGUCUUCCUUCGAGAGCAUCCCUGAGUGGAUUGAGGAGUGCAGCCGACACUGCGUGGGGCCCCUGGUGCCCCGCAUCAUGGUGGGCAACAAGUGCGACCUGAGGGACCGCCGGGAGGUCCCCACUACCGCUGCCCAGUGUCUUGCAGACAGCUACAACUUCCCACUGUUUGAGACUUCAGCCAAGGAACCGGCUGAGAAGGAACACGUCGACGCCAUCUUUCUGACUUUGGCUUAUAGACUGAAGAGCCACAAACCCCUGAGACUGAAGCAGCCGAGCGAGAGCAGCAUCAGGCAGCUGUGGAACCAGAGAGAGCAGGAAGAAGCAACCUGUCAAUGCUGAGGUCACCUUCAUCCUGUAUGGAUGUACUCAUGUAGAUCAUCACAGCCGUCAGGAUGAAUAAUUGUGUUGUGGAAAACAGUGUUUAUUCCUAACACUGAGACUGAAUCACAAACCCUGCCUGAUGCAAGGUACAGCUUGUAUGGGCCUAUACGUAUGCACAAUAUUAAAUCAACAUUUCAAUGAAAUGCAUGAAUGGAAAUGGAGGUAUGCCAAAACAUAUGUAGCUCAAACUGCACAUAAAAUCACUUUGAGUCAAAGAGCUAAGCAUUGCAGAUUGCACUUCAAUAUGUAGACAAAUUAUGCAAUCAGCCAUCUAGCAGCACUACAUCUCAUCUACAGCAUUCAGUGUAGAUAGUUAAUUAAAGUACAAAAAAGAUUACAGUUUGAGUCAAGGGACCAAUACGGGAAAUUGAAACUGUGAAGAAAACUGUGCAAUCAUUUUCUUGUUAAGUUGUGUUUUAAAAUGAUAUUGCUGUUCUUAAAAAAAUUGCAGCAUGACGUUUUGGUGCUGUUGCUGAAUGAAUGAAUGAAAUAUAAAUAUGAAAAUAUCCAGCUUUGUGUCCAGUGUCCACUAAUUUGCCUACACAGUCUUUG
Centropristis striata (black sea bass) is the source of this 1310-nucleotide messenger RNA. Its product is annotated as Ras-related protein Rab-33B-like. Gene Ontology annotation, biological process: Rab protein signal transduction. Gene Ontology annotation, cellular component: endosome; Golgi apparatus. The record is from RefSeq and is a predicted model, not a curated record. Bases 12 to 716 code for a protein of 234 amino acids. The transcript is spliced from 2 exons. Gene Ontology annotation, molecular function: GTPase activity; GTP binding. Lineage: Eukaryota; Metazoa; Chordata; Actinopteri; Perciformes; Serranidae.